AAUGUUAGAUUACUUUCAUUUCCCUAUUCUACUGCAAUGAAUUCGACUACCCUUUCUUUCUUUCACUCUUUCUGUGUUUGAUUAGAAUCUGCUUUUAUUCACAGCUAAGAAGGCAAAAUGAUUACCAACUUCAAUGGGUUUGGCGUUGGCCUUGGUUUUGGCGUUGGAUGCGGCUUCGGAGUUGGAUGGGGGUUUGGGGGUAUGCCUUUGAAUAUUUUAGGUCUCGGUGCAGGUGGUGGCUGUGGGGUUGGCUUUGGCCUUGGAUGGGGCUUUGGUUCUGCCUUUGGUAGCCAGUACAGAUCAUCUAGGGUCACAUUCCAAGGCUUAGAAUUAGGCAAAGAGAACCGGAGGCAGGAUGGUGAAAUAAAAGAACUGCCGAAAAACACCAAGGACAGUCGUUUGUCACAGUAGUUUUAUUUUCCAGUUUGCAGUUGAAUUCAGACCU
This is a messenger RNA of Hibiscus syriacus, 445 nucleotides long. RefSeq names its product protein TRIGALACTOSYLDIACYLGLYCEROL 5, chloroplastic-like. The coding region runs from base 118 to 411 and encodes 97 amino acids. The transcript has 4 exons. The record is from RefSeq and is a predicted model, not a curated record. NCBI's taxonomy places the organism in Eukaryota, Viridiplantae, Streptophyta, Magnoliopsida, Malvales, Malvaceae.